Bacillus rossius redtenbacheri is the source of this 16164-nucleotide messenger RNA. RefSeq names its product jmjC domain-containing histone demethylation protein 1-like. Bases 134 to 2407 code for a protein of 757 amino acids. Gene Ontology annotation, biological process: protein demethylation; regulation of transcription by RNA polymerase II. Gene Ontology annotation, molecular function: transcription coregulator activity; histone demethylase activity; DNA binding. The transcript has 6 exons. The record is from RefSeq and is a predicted model, not a curated record. Lineage: Eukaryota; Metazoa; Arthropoda; Insecta; Phasmatodea; Bacillidae.
AUAAAUAAUGAGAACAAUUGAUAAACGACAAAGUGAAUGCUGUAUUGCACUGAAAGUAAAGAAAUUUCUGCUUAGUAUUCUGUGUUAUUAAUGUUACCGCAAUGCCCAGGAUUUAAGGUGGUUCAAGUAAGCUAUGGCUAGUGAAAAUACUUCAAUAUGUGACUUCUCCAAAAACUUAUUUUCUUCCUCAGUUUACAAGAACGUCAAGGUCAAGGAAGAGUAUGAGGAUGUAUAUGAAGAGAAAGGAAAGAGCAAUGGGUCUGAAGAUUACCCAGCGGUGGCACCAUCGGUUGAGAUUCCAAAAUUAAAAAAAGAGAUUGAGGUUGACCAAGAAUACUUUAGUGAUUGUGUGGUUAAGGAAGAAAACGUUGUCCAAGCAGACAGCAACGAAGAACGUACUGCGAAUGAAGAGGUCGCAGUUGAAAACAACUCCAUUCCAAAUUCACCUGAUCGCUUUCCAAAGUGUUCCGUUAGACUGACCAAGAUUACUGCGGACACUGUUAAAAGUGUGAAAGUCGAAAAAGAUGGCACUGCGGAAGUGCGACAGCUCCGUAACCGCAGACAGCCGCGGCUCUACACAGACGACUGGGCUGUUGGCGAAGAGGAAAUUGAAGGAUAUUAUACAUUUCCUUUGGAAGAGAAGCUGGAAACCAACUCUUUCCCGCAGUGUUUCGUCAAAGAAAUGCAAGGAUCAGAUUUUAACAUUUUCUACUUGCAGAAAGAAGGCUUCACAGUUCCGUUGCUGUUCCCAGACAAAAGUGGAUUGGAUCUUCGACUGCCCAGUUCCAACUUCACGGUGAACGACGUUCGGAUCUGCGUGGGAUCGAGGCGUUUAAUAGACGUCGUCGACGUCAACUCCCAGAAGAACUUGGAGAUGACCAUGAAAGAAUGGCAGAAGUACUACGAGUGUCCUGAUAAAGACAAACUGUUGAAUGUGAUUUCUCUCGAGUUUAGUCACACUAAGCUGGAGCAUUAUGUUCAGACCCCAUCCAUGGUGCGUAGUUUAGAUUGGGUGGAUUGUGUGUGGCCAAGACUGUACAAAGAAUCGCAGACAGAAUCUACAAAUGCUGUUGAUGAUAUGAUGUAUCCUAAAGUGCAAAAAUAUGUUCUGAUGUCUGUAAAGGGCUGCUACACUGAUUUCCACAUAGAUUUUGGUGGGACAUCCGUUUGGUAUCACAUUCUCAAAGGUCAGAAGAUUUUCUGGCUGAUUCCACCAACGGAGGAGAAUUUGGCUACUUAUGAAAAAUGGGUUCUUUCAGGAAAACAGGGGGACGUAUUUUUUGGUGAUAUCGUGUCAAAGUGUGGGCGUGUGACUCUUACAGCCGGAAGUACAUUUUUUAUUCCAUCUGGAUGGAUUCAUGCAGUGUACACUCCCUUGGAUUCUCUUGUAUUUGGGGGUAACUUUUUACAUUCAUUUGGAAUGGAAAUGCAGUUGAAGAUAGCACAGAUCGAAGAGAAAACCCACGUUCCCCAGAAAUUCAGAUAUCCUUUCUUCACAGAAAUGCUGUGGUACGUACUGGCGAGGUACGUCUAUUUCCUGCUCGGUAACUCGCACCUGAAAGAUAAUGCCGGCGAGGACACCAGUUCCGUCAUCCACAAUCCGAACAAGCACACCCACAUGACCCAACAGGAAAUCAACGGACUGAAGGCCAUCGUGAAGUACCUGUACUCGCUGCCGAGCAGCAAGAGGAACGUGCCGGAUCUCAUCGUGGAGCCGUCGGCGCUCGUGCUGGACGUCCGCACGCUGCUGGAGCGGCACUGCGGCGACGUCUCGGACAGGGCCGUCUCCGGCAGGAUGAUCCUGCAGGCCCUCAAGCUGCUGGACGACGGCUCCGAGAAGAAGUCCAAGGGCUACUCCCCGUUCGGCUUCACCAAGGUGGGCCGCAAGCGCCGGCGCCGGGAGUCGGGCGAACCCCACGAGCCGAAGCCGGCCAGGUCGAAGCACUUCGUGCGCAGGCGGCGGGUGCGCUGCAAGAACUGCGAGCCGUGUCGCCGCAGCGACUGCGAGGAGUGCAACUUCUGCCGGGACAUGGCCAAGUACGGGGGCACGGGCGGCCUGAAGCAGGCCUGCGUCAUGCGGCAGUGCAUCCAGCCCGUGCUGCCGACGUGCGCCGACUGCAUCGCGUGCGGUUUGAACGGGUGGGGCGAGCCUCCCGUGCUGGGACAAAAGGUACCUUCCUCGGGGGCGUCGUGCACGCUCAUGGAGUGCAGCAUUUGCUACGAGAUCAUCCACCCCGCUUGUUGCGAGGCUCGGUACCCGGGACUCGAGGGAAUCAUCAACGAGGACUUGCCCAACAGCUGGGAGUGCCCCAAGUGCUGUAGUGAAGGGAAGAACAUUGAUUACCGGCCCCGCCACUUCAAAGCACGCCACCUGGUCGUCAAGAGUGAAGGCAAUUUCAAAGAGUGACCUGAUGCUCCAUUUGCCUUUGGUGGUGAGUGCCGAAUGAGUACUUAAUAGUGGAAUGUACCAUCGCUAGUGCUGCCGUAUCAAGAGUUGCAAAACAGUUUGAGGUAUCCUAGUCCUGUAUCUUUUGAAUAGUCAGUAUUCUGUCAUGACUUGCUGUGGAUUCAUGAAUGUUAUUGUAGACUUGUCUGUUCUGUUUUGGAUAUACUUAAAUGAUAAUUUGGUCUCAUGGUAAAAAAAAUACUAAGCAAAUUUAAUCCAGUUUAUCAAAUGGCCACAAUUCAUUUGAAAUCACUAUUCUUUGUGUGCUGUUUUCAGUAAAAGUGUGGCAGUGUGUUGAGAGAUAUACUUUUUUCCUUUAUAUUGAAACAUUUACAAGGCACAGUAUUUUAAAUUCACUUGUUUACAUUGAAGCACCAGAAUGAGGAAAAUUUUAUAUUUUUAGUAUGCAGUGUGCAUCUGUUAUUGUGUUACUGAGAGAUUUUAGAGAUUUUUUAAGGUCUGUUAUAGGCACAUCAAAUAGGAAAGGUACGUGCCCAAAUAUCCACUCUUAAAACAACCUGUCUUUCUGCGUAUAGCGACUGUUCAGUGUAACAAUUGGUGUGAGCCAUUGUUGACAUCAUUACAAGUUCUGAAUUAUGUAUAAUUUUUAUAUGAUACCUGAAAAGAGAGAUAGAAUGCUAGAGUAUUUACAGUGAGUUAGAAAUAUGAUGUACAUAUUUUUUGUGACUGAUGUCUGUAGUCGGCUUUCAGUUGGUGAAGAUUGACUGAAUGUUGUUUAUUUGUAUAAUCCUCUCACAGUGCAGUAGAGUUAUUUGCAAUGGUUGAAAAGGAUUCAAUUACUGUUUAUUGUAUAAACAUUUUUAUUUGUAAUUGGUUGAUGUAAGGGAUCACCAGAAAACACUGCAGGAACCUGUUUUAUAUUUUUAAUGUGGUUAAUAUAAUUUUCUUAACAUAGCUUAUUCUGGUCAUGUCAGUGAAGUGUACAAAAUAUUUUUAUGCAUUGUGUAUUUCAAUAAUUUAUCAUAGUGUCUGUAAACAUAAAUAAUGUCAUCUCAUUAAACCACAAAAGGAAAUCUAGCAGCUAGAAAAAGAAUUGAAUUUUAUAAAUGGAGAGUACAAGUUACAAAUACUCACAAACUAAUUCUUGCAGAAAGAAAAUAUUUUUAUGCUCUUUGCUUCAGGUCUUGUGCAAAUAUGUCAUCACCUCCCCCCACUUAAUUUUUGUUUUGUACAGUUGUUUUUGUAUGAAUACCAGCACGUGUAUAUUAGUGCUUCUGUUAAUGUUUUCACCUCACUUCAUAAACUUCCCUGAUAAAAAAAAAAUUUAAUUUGUAUUCUCCUAAAAAAAAUUUCAAGAUAAUUUCACUGUAUUUUUAUUUUGGACAGAUACUGUCUUUUCCUGCAGCCAACCUCCAAACGUUAAAUUUGCAUUUUUAAUGUAGUACAUGCAAGCAACAUGCUGGUUGCAAAUCAGAGCAUAUAUUGUAUAAGGAUCAACUAUUGGUAUUUAUUUUUUCUUAAUUAAGAAAUUUUCUAAUAUUAAUUUCACUUUUUUAUAUUUAUAUCGCUAGUUAUACUACCGUGAAUAUGUAUGCAAACCACUGUAUCAAAAUAGUGGUGCAUUUGACCAAAUUUUUUUCACAUUAAUAUUUAAUUUUAAUUACUAGGGGGUCUAUUCUAACUUUAUAAGGUAACCUUAUCGCAAAGUUAAGGUCAGUAGCCAUGCGUUACUAGCGAUAAAAGUGUAAAACUUAACUUAUGAACUGAAAGCAACCUUUAAAGGAUUCACAAAAAUAUUAAGUUUUCUCAUAACUUCUUAACUUCCAUUUGCACUUUUUAAAUUAAUUGAUUUUAAGUGUUUACAAACAAUCCUGACUUUUAUUGUGUUAAAAAAUAGGAUUAAUAGAUGUUGAAAACCAAAUGUUCCCAAAAAUAAAGAAAAUAAAGUGUUGCUUUUUUACAUUUUUGUAGACCAAUGGCUGUUUUCUCAUAAAACUGAAGAGUUAAUGAUGCCGUAAUACUCUGUUGUCAUGUCCUCUAAUUUGAACUUUUAUUUCUGUAAGAACAGUGCUCAGAGAAUACCAAUUUAUGGGUAGUAGUAUAUAGAGAAACUGAAAGUUGAGGCUGGUGUCAUUAAGUGCCGAAAGUUAUAAUUAAUAGCUCAUUAGAAUCAUAGCUCAUCAGGAAUCUUGAUGGUUAAAUAGCUCACGAAUGCUUCUUAUUCCUGGUCAGCAAGUUUUUUAUAUGUAUAUAUGGGAGAAUGAAUUAAUGAAACACUAAAGCAAACUUCAUUGAAAAUUUUGACAUGCUCUUGUACUUGAAUGCAGGAAAUCAACUAGCUUAAUGUGUCGACCAUAUUCCUUAUACAAUAAUUACCAAGAAUGUCUAAAGCAUAGUAGAUGUGUACCCAACAUGUGUGUGGAGUUCACUUUCAAAUAAAUUUUUUUAAUCUUGUCAGAAACAAUUUUGCGAAGAGUUUUUUAUUAAUAUGUUUUAUAAAAAAAUUUGUUUUCUAUGCCAAUUUGUAAAAAUAAUGAGUUUCGCAUUGUUUUCUGGUGAUUGUAGAUUAUUGUAGAAGACUUAUUUUGUGUACGUUUACAAUUAGUUACCUGACAAAUGGUAUCAUGGUACUUUUGAGGUUCACUUUGUGUUUCCCUAAUCUUUAUCAUUGGUUCAAAGUGGAAACUCUCUUCAUCAGAAACAUUAUGUUUUUACCAUGAUACUUUAUGCAUCUGGAUGUUAUAGUCCUUGUAUGAAAGAUUUUUCCACUAUGAAUGUGUGCACUUGAAUAUUUGUGAAGCCUUACCAUACUUUGUACAUACUCUGGUUUCAUUUUCAGUGGCCAUAUUCCACACAGUUUUUUUUUUAAAUAUAUUCUAAGUUCUGUGUAUUAUAAUUAUUAUUUAUGUAACAGUAUUGAACAUUUUUUACUCUAAACUGAUUAAACUGGCUUAUUUAAAAAGCUGAAUGGCAAUAUUUAUCAAUAAAAAAAAUUGUAAGAAAAAAUAUUUGUAAUUCUUUCGACCUUUUGUAGACUAAUGACUUAAUAUUUCUUACAUGCACUUUCUAUAUUGUGCAUUUUUUUUGUGUGAAUUAGUUUAAAUGUUACAGUUGGUAUAUAAUUUAUUUUGAUCUUUUCAGUCCCUAAAAUAAUAAAUGAAUUUCUGGAACAAAAUUUUACUAUUGCUAAAUUUUGUUGAAUUUUUUUUUUUUUUUUUUUUUUUUUUUUUAAAAAGUUGUAUGGUACAGAAUUUAAAUCAGCCGAUACAGCUUUAUCAGCAAGUAUUAUGGCCUGAAUUACAACCACUAAGACUUGCUUUUUUUAUUAUGAAAAUCACAAUCACGGCUAAUUUAUUUGUAAAAUUUUAUUCUGUUUUAACAUUGGUCAGCAAAACUUUAACUACAGAAAUAGCUUUGUAACUUUUCAUAACAAAAUUUAACAUUUCAAUAUUUAAAUGCUUCUGACUUUGUUUUGAUUGAUAAUUUUCUUGAUUGUUUUAUAAAACAUUUUUUUAAGUGCUCUGUCACACAAUAAAAAAUAUUCUGGUUUUUGUAACAUUGAAAAUAAGUACGUAGUUGCAUUUUAUUGAGGUAGACAGUGGGUAGCUGCAGUCAGUAUGUUUUUACAGUGGUAUUUCGCUAAUACCAGAUUUGCAAUGGAGAAAGUUACUUUACUUCAUUUAACAUGCAAUUUACAAAGUCAUUAAUUUCACUCGUGAUGUAUUCCCAUAUUUUUAGGAUUGUGUGAAUAUUCUGUAGUCUGAACUUUAAUUUGUGAUUGAAUUAAAAUUUUCUAAUGAAUGUCAAUGAAACUAAAAAAAAUUAUGUGAGUUUUUAAUUUUGAUUGCAUGUAACUGAAGAUUAAUAUUAGUACUUGUUAUUUUAUUUUCUAAUAAAAAAAAUUUAACAUUUCAUUUAAAUUUUUGAAGCACAUUCAGGGUAAAAUAGUAGAUAGCAACGGAGCAUUGUGCUUGCAUCAUGGAUGGAAGUUUAAUAUAAUGUAGUCCAACUCUCAUAGUUACAAAAAUAAAUAACUUUAUCAUAAAAUAUAUAAUAUAUCUGUGAUUACAACUUUCAUAUCACAAUAUUUUCCACUUAUUAUGACUGCUUAGCCAAGUGAUAAAGUGCAUGGUCACAAAAUAAAGUUUCCUGGCUAAAUCUCAUCACUGAAAAAAUUUUUUUAAUAUAAUUUUAUAUAAUUAUUAUUGUAAUUUAAUGUUAUAAUAUUACUUGUUAUUUUACUAAUAGUUAAAAUAACUUUUAACACAGCACAGAUAUUUUACACUAGGUAGGCAUAUACUCUUAUUUUUUAAUUAUAAUAAAAAUAAAUUUUAUAAGCUCAUUCAUUGUUAUUGAUUGGGAAUAUAUAUAUAUAGACACACAUACAUACACAUACACAUAAAUGUAAAAAUUGUACAUACAAAGAAGGAUUUAUGCUUGUUUGUUUUUUGUACAAAUCUACAGUUUUAUUCAGAGCUAGAUAAAAUUAUGCACCCUUGAUCUUCAAACCAAGAGUAAAAAGAUUUUAAAAAAAUGUUUAAAAUAAGAUUUUCUAAAAAGUCAUCCUCGCCCUCCCACCACCCCCCUUAAAGUAAAAUUUUGGUACUGUUUGAUGAAAUUUUGCAACUUGACAAAAGUUACUGAAUACAUUUUAUUUUGAAUAAUAGGAAUAGGAUUGUUUACAUAAGAUUUAUAUGUAUAUAUUAAUAUACAGGAUGUCCGAAAAGUCUUUCCCUGAUUACACAAAUUAAUAUCGGCUAGAAGUAAGAUAAAAUUAUUAAACUGGUGAUAAAAUGUUGAGAAACUGUCCAAGUUUUUUUGAAACAUCAGUACAAUUCUACAUGAGCACCUGUGGUAGCACGUAGCACAUCUAGUCGAUAUUCAAUUUCCAUCCACACAUUAGCCAACAUCAUUGCAGGGAUUGAUGCAAUGACUCUGGUUAUCCGUUGUUGCAGGGUUGCAAUAUCUGGUACAUGUGUUAGGUAGACCUCGUCCUUGACAUAACCCUAUAAAAAGAAGUCUAAUGGGGACAACAGAGCAUGAACGAUUGGCACUUUGUCUGCACGAAACAUUAAAUGUUUGUAGACACUGCAUACCUACUGCAAACCUAUAACAAAAAAGAAACUUGAGUUAUGAACCUAAAAUUUUGAUGCCACUUUCAUAUUUUUAUCGUAUCGUGUGAAAAGACUUUUUUUUUUUAGUGGGUAAUUCAAUUACAAAAUUUUAAAUUAUUGGUGGAUGGAGAAUAAGGGGUUUUAUUAUUUUUAUUUUUUUGAAAUUAGAUGUAGACAGUAUAAUUAAUCUAAUUUUAAUGUCAUGUGUGCAAAAUUUUAUGAAGUACCAAAACUCUUUUAAGGAGUGGUAAUUGUAGGAUGUGGUGGUUUUUCAAAAUAUGUUGACAAUAAAUUUUCCUUACACAAUUUUCCACAUUAGAUGUCACUUUUGUUAAGUUUAAAAAAUUGCAUGGGAUGAGGGAAAGAGAGAUGUUUUUUCUAAAUCCCAUGAAGACAAUGAUUUAUUUUUUUUCUAAAUCAGUUAGACAGUAAUUUUGGUCAGUUAUACAAAAUUUCAUCAAGAGUUACGAAAAUUCAGCUGUAGUAGGUGGGAAAUGGAUAUGGGGUGGUUUUUCGAAAUCUUAUGUAUACAGUGAUCUCUCUCUCUUUUUUCGAACCAGAUGGAGAAAGUACCUAAUUUUCAUUUUUCUUUGUUCAUUAGUUGGGAAAAUUGUUAUUCCUGUUUUGGAGUGGGUGGGGUAUGGGAAUGAAGGUGGUUUUGUAGACCUUCUGUCCUUUUGUUUUGAAGGUCAAGUGUGCAAAAUUUCAUCAAGCUUGUAUUAAAACUGUACAUUUGCAUAAAAAAAAGCACGCAAAAACACAUGCAAACUCAUUUUUAUAUGCUUGGAUAUAUAUACACACAUACAGAAAUAUUACUAAUCAAUUUUUAUUGUGAUUACAAAAUUUAUUUUUAUUAUAAGUAAAAAAUAAAUGUUAAGUGCCUACCUAGUUUAAAAUAACCAAACCAGUGGAUUGAGCUAUGUAUCAAAAGUUAUUUUAACUAUCAGUUUAACAAAUAACAUACGUACUAUGUAAGACAAAUAAAAAAAUAAAAUUUGCACGUGAUGAGUUAAGACUAGCGGUGGGUCAAAUCAUAACUUUCUCUAAUUUUAAUCCCAAAGAGUACGUGAAUCUGAAGCUAGGUCUCAAGGUUCCAAAAUAAAAUAAUCCAUAAGAAAUGAUAAAUAUCAUAUAUGGUGUAUAAACAUUAAACACUUUAAAUGUUUUAUUCUUGAACUAUGUUUCCAGGAUCAAUACAUGUAAUUUAUGUAUACAAUUACAUGUUAAAAGUACAACAUUAUGGGGAAUUGUAAAAGUAUAGGUGAGAAAAAAAAAUUACCUGGUAAACUUCAGAGGUUAUCAGUGUUGAAUUUUUUAAUUUACUUUAUUUUUGUAAUAUUUUUCUUUGAAUAUUUUAAUCCUCAAAUAUUGAAUCCUUCAAAUACUAAGGAUUUGAUGAUAAUUGAGGAUUUCAUUGGUCCAUCUGUAGUUUCGAACUUUAGGAAUCUCGGUCAGGAACCACACGCUUUACCUCUGAGCUGUGUAAAAUAUUGGAUUAUUACAGUUGUGAUCCCAGCAUUGAAAUAUAUAUUAAAAUUAGUGAUUUUUCUUUUUUGUGACUAUUAGAGUUUAUCAAAUGUAUAUUUGAACAGUUUUGCUAUCAUAAGGAUUUGAUUGCCACACUUAUAAUGCUAGAUACAUCCCCUGAUGUUCAUGAAAGCAAAUACGUACACAAGUUAAUGCAGCUAGAAAUGGUCAGCUGUUUGGAUGUCUUCAGCAGGUCGUCAUAUCCGAAAUGCACAUGCACAUUAGACUUGCCUAUCAUGUUACAAUUCUGUUCUUGAUGUGCGUGCAUGUCAUUGCAUAUAUGUUGCUUACUAAAAUUUCACUUGCAACACAGUUAAAAAAGUAUAACUUUAAACACUACUCCCAUCUGCCAUAUUCAAGAAUAGUUUAAAUUUCUUAUAUUCUUCGAUUUUUGUAUUUGAGUUACUUUUAUAACAUCGCAGAAUACGUGAAUACGUGCCUCCUACUACCAAUAACACUUUGACUGAGAAUGUUUUAUGUUGAUGUUUUCUAAAUGUUUCAGAAUUAUUUUGUAGGUACUCAUAUUUCUUCUAUUAUGUGUAGUUAUUUCAGUCAUUUUGUUUGUGCUGUAAUAUUAUUAUUGAUUUGGGUUAGGUUCUAUAUAAAGCAGAAUGUGGUGUAUUUUAUUAUUAUUUGUUUCACUUUAAUCUACUUAAAAACUGAAAAUUAACAUGUGUAAUAAUACUUUUUAUUUUUCCCCCAAAUUUUCAAGCGUAUUCUCGGUAGUAAGACUGUACAUCUAGAACAUUCCACAAGGUUUCAAUAGAAAGGAAGAUACGGGCACAACACUUGUCACCAGCAAGUUAUUUUUCACGCUCAAAUUAUUGCGAAAACCCAGCACGUGACCGCACGACCACAGCAAUGAGCCAGAACUUUAGCUGGACGCUGCCUCGCCAGCCAAUCAGAGCGAGCAUUGAGGUGGUGUGAUGUGUCUUCCCAGACUUGCAUAGAAAAAUAUUUUUCCAGUAUUUCUCCUUAUAUGGUAAUUCUUCUGGAUCUGUGUUGUGAUUGGUGAGACAACACUGUUUUUUUUUUGUAAGGGAAGACAACUUCAUUGUUAGUUUAUUUGUCGCUCAAUCGUCACUAAGUGCGGCCGCGUCGUCGGCAGCUCGCUGGAAACAAUGAAUUAAAGUUACGAAUGGCUAACUUCACUCCUGCGGGUCGUGGCCAGGCUGAAACAUAGCCUUUUUUUAUUAAUAAUUUUUGGACUUUUAACUUAAAAUUUGACCACAGGUGUCAGUAGCGGCCCAGGGUGACUGUUGUUGCUCUCCCGGGAUAUUUUCCGCAGGUUUAUUGGUACCUUUGUUCCACAGUAAAACAAAGGGACUUGAAUUUUUUUUGGUUAAUUGAGCAGCACACUACGUGAAUAUGUGAUACAUCGUAUGGACCUGUUAUGCAAGUUAUGAUCUACUUUUUUUUAGGUUUUGGGGAAUAAUAAUAAAAGUCUGCCUUGAACUCUUCAAUUACAUAAUAAGCUUUUAUUCUAAGGGAAUAAUUAAUUUUGAUUUUGGCAACUAAAUGAACUUAAAAAACUAAACUUUAAAAUCAUUGUAACAAACUUUUCAAGCGAUUAAAGUGUUUUGUUACUAUUCUUGCUUAGCUGGGCCAACCUGGAAUGUAACACUAUAAAAAUAAGGAAGUGUCUGUACACUGUGUAAAUUCUCGACAGUCGUUUGAACUUCAGUUAAAAGAUAUUCUGUGCUGUAAAAGAAAUUUGUGUGACAAAAAUUUUGAUUAUUUAUUGUAACUAAUGAUUUUGAAAUAGUUUACUGUAUUAUAUUUAAAAAUAAGCAUAAAUGGCAUUGAAUAUAAAGCUAUGUAGAAAAUAAGAUGACUGUGAACUUAAUUCAGUCUCGAUUUUGACCUUGAAUGUAUGUGAAAUUGAAAUAAUAAAACAAUUCCAAAUGUUAAGGAGUCAUAAAAUAAAGGCUGGUUCUUAAAUACAGCAGAACUUCAUAAUUUAUAAAUUACCUCAUUUUAAAGAAUUUCUCACUUUAGUGUUUAUAAGUUUAUAAUUUAAGGUCUUUUAAAAGAUGUUUUUUAUUUUGUAACAUUUCAGUAUAAAGUACUUUCAUGAUUAAGAGCCUACACAGGUUGAAAACAGAUUUUUUGCAAAUGGAAAGCAUUGCAGACGUCGUGGCUUGUGGGUUUUCCUGAGGUACUGUCGUUUUCCCCCACCAAUUCAUUCCGUCGUUGCUUCGACCCCAUCUCAUCUCACCUCUCACAUUUUUCAGGUUGUUGGGAAGACAGGGGUGGGACAGCAGGCUCCCGUGAGUGUCAGUUCUGUUCCAUCCAAGUACACCCUGCCUCAGGUGGGAAACUACAUGUCCAGUUUCACUGUGUGAUUUUCCUGGUAAGUAUGUUGUAAUGGGUUUUAACAAUAUAAGGUAACUUAACUCACGACUCAAAAUUACUUCAAAAUUGGUUUUAAAGUGGCCAAACUCACUUGUGAAGUAAUAUUUUUUUUUAUUUCCAUCUAAUGAAAUUUUAUAACUUUAAAAGAAAAAAAUUGCAGCUUUGCAAUUUUACUUUGCAAUUUUAAAGAAACCUUUGAUCCACGAUUGUUAGACCAUGUUAAACAGUGAAUAUCUUCUUUUUUUAAAUUUUUUUAUUAUUAUUUUUCAAGAUAAAAAUUGCACAUAAAAAUCACAAAUCUAAGAAAAAUUUCCAAUAAAAAAAAUAUUAAUUUUUGUUUUGUGAAAGUUUUCCUUGGUUUUGUUAGAAAAAUUAUAGUAUUCGCACAAUCCUACACUAUUUGGUUAAUGAAAUCCGUGUUAUCAGAAGGCUACCACAAUGUGCUUUCUCUCUGGAAUGUAUUGGUUUAGCAAACUGAUCGUGUUUUAUUUGUAGAUGAUUAAAACUCUCGUGUUUUAAUUUGAAAUAAGUUUGAUCCUUUAAUCUGCACUACCCAAAAGUGAAGAAUUUGUGAAAGUGAAUGGAUGACUUUGCUUUCUCCAGUUGCCAUUAUGAGUUAUCCUGUCUUUUUUUAUGACUUUUUUUUUCGCACAAAAAUGUUAAGCCAGAUCAGAAGAUAACUUUCGGAAGGUUAUUGUUAUAUAAUUUAUAUUUUGAAACCUCGAGAGAUAAUUUAAUCUUGGUGGUAUUCCGUGGAAAAAUAAUCAGAAUGACAAAUGAUGCUAAGUAAUUGAGUUUGUAAUUGGUUAUCUUGCUAGUUAUUGGGUUGUACAAUUUUUAGUGCAUACUGUUUAAACAUUUAUUAUUCUUAUGAUAGUGAAAAAUGAGCUUGUGAUGCUGAUAGUUCGAGGAAGCUUUGGAAGGGCCUUUUACGAAAUUAUGUUUGUUGAUAUUAACUUGCAUGAAUUUUUGUACUUGACUGAAUGCUGAAGAAGAUUUUGUCAUUGUAAAUUCAAAUCGUCAGUUUAUUGGUGAUUUUUGAGUCUCGACACAAAAAUCAUCACCAGCUGCAGUAAACAUUCAUUAAAUUUUGACACACAAGAGGCUUUUCAGUUUCAAUGGCCCUAUAUUGAUACCUACACUCUUACCUUCCUAUGUACUUUAUGUGGGUGAUCCAUAUUCGUGGAUAUCUUGUUACCCCUUCCCCAUUUUGGUUGCUUUUGUGUAAUAUCAAGGAGUGAAAAUGUUGGCAAUUUGUUUCAAUUCUGAGGCAUGUAGCUAAACUGAACUUACGAUUCGCAAAUCCUUUCGUACACCUCCAAAUACUUGAAUUUGUAUACGUUUGGAAUUUUUGAAUUUCAUGUGUAAUUAAACAUUUAAUGUUCGCCUGUGCACUAUCGGGUGCACCGCCCUGCGUGAGGCCCUAAUAUGUUUGCAAACAACUUGCUACACGACAGGUACCAAGUGAUGUAACAAAAAUAACGUAAUGCGAUUUUCAAAUCAAUAUUUUUCUUGUUUUGGAUAGCUGAAGUAUCUUUGUUAUGUCACUUGAUACCUUUUUAUCAGGUUUAUAACCAGCAUGUUUUUUUUUUUAACUGAAAUAAAAUCUCGAAGUUACACUAAGGAAAGUAUUUGCGUGUGUAGGAAAGGAUUUGUGAAUUAUAGGAUUCCCUUGAGCGAUAAAUAAUUUUGUGGCUAUCAGAAACCAUAGAAUAAUCAACAGUGUAUAUAAAGUUGUAAGGGGAUCAAUUUCCUUGUUUUCCUCGCAUUUGUAUGAGUAUUGAACUAUCUCUUGUCCAAAAAAAAAAUGAAUAUGUAGACAACCGGAUGGACGUACAAAUUAGGUAUUGUUUCAAACAAGAUGAUGAUUUUUUUUUAGAAAUCUAAACGAAAAGUUUUUUUGUUCUUUUUGUAGAUUCUGGUGUGAUUUAGGCUUUGACUAAUGUAUUUUUGUUCUUACAUUAUUGAUUUGUUACCUACUUUACAUUGUUUAUGAAAUUUGGUCGCACAGUUAGGCUGAGUAGACCUUGUGAAUUAGACUGAGGUUACAGAUUCCAAAAUAAAACUUGUCAUAAUGAUGAACUAUUUGAAUGUCAGUGAUAUCAGCUUGUCUCAAAGUAGUAAUUACUCUAAUAUUUUCUUUUUAAAAAAAAAAAAAAAAAAAAACUGGAACUGAAACAAGAAUAGUGUAAUUACUUAUUACAGCUGUUCACAUUGACGAAAAUCGGUUUGAUUCUUGGGGGGGGGGAUUUCUGUUGGAUAUUAUUAAUCAUGUCCAUUUCACAGUUAUGAUUUUGCAAGUGCAAGCAAACCCCCUCAGCGAGUGGCUUUUGAUUCCAGGGAGUCCCAGACCUCCCAGCUUCCCCCCCCCCUUCUCCAUCCAUCUCCCUUCUCAUUCUUGGGAUCUACAUCCAUGACUGUCCAUAUAGUGAUAUUUAAUAUUGAAAGUAAUAUUUUUGGAAGUAUCAUCAAUUAAUAUCUGAAAACCUUUAUAAGAAAAUAGUAAAAUCUUAGUACAAUAUACUUGAAAGAAAGAUCACACAUUUCGUACUUAAUGAUGAAAGUACAUUAUAGUAAACAGUUAAUAAGCUCAAAACAGUAAGGUGACGUCCCUUUUCACCUCCUAUUUUGACACUCGUGAUGGUUUAUGAGCCUUGAAUGGCCAAUGGUAAACACUUUCUGCUUGUUUAAGUUGUGAGCAAUGUCAGAGGUCAGGGAAGGUAAAAUUUGCCAAUGAAAUUUCAGGAAAAACCAUUAAUACAGUUGGAAAUAAAUCUGUGAAUUUUUCGAGCAAUGAUUUCGCUGGAAAAAUUUGUGCCCUGGUCAGUUGUAUCUCAGGUUAUAAAAUCAUUUAUUUCAAGCACGCGUAAUACACACACACAUACUGUACAUACUUUAAUUUGUAAAAUAAAUGUGCGUGAAUAUUUUUACUGACAGGUUUGAAAAACAUUCAUGAGAGGAGGAAAUGUACUGUGUUGUGAAUUUUGAAAAGUAUGUAUGCAAUGAUUGUAAUUUCCAAGACUGAAAAAUAAUUUAUCGUAACCUUUUUUAAUUUAUUUUGUGAUUAAAAUGUGACUUAUUGUAUAUGUACAUUCUUUUUCAUUAUCAAGAUAAAAAUCUGGUUUCGAAUUUGGUAAAAAAAUUAUAUAAGAAAUUUAAUUUGUCGAGAAAUCUUAAGAGGAUGCAGAAAGAUUAUAAAUGGUCAGAGAUUUGCAGUUUUUGAGAAAAUAUUAAGCACUAAGAUUUCUGAAGAAAUGCAAAUAAGUUAUAUUUAAUUGUGUUAAAUCUUGUAUAGCUUCCCCUUUCUGCUUAAAUUUUACUUCUGCUUUAGCCUGCCUUAUUACAACUAAAUGUUCUGACGUUCUGAGUCCAUAAGUAAUUUUUUUUUUUUUGGUUACCGAAAUCAUAGCAGUGAAAUCUAGAACAUACUUUAUUAAGGCUUAGAAAAUGGUGUAAAUAAGAAUGUAAAAUAAUUUAUGAUUAUCAAGCUAUUUUUGUAUGAAUAGGACGUUACUAUAAGCAUUUCUUGUAUGUAUCAUUUCUUUGAUUAUGCAUGAUGGUUGUGUGGCACGUGUAAUGGUGUUCAGUUGCAAGGUUUUGCAAAAUGAUGUUUAGGCCAAAGUGAAGUAGAAAAGUUAUUUGUACACAUUUUGGCAUCAUUGAAGGAAAUACAUUUAUGUUUUAAGUAUUUGGCAUCAUUUUUGCAAAACUUUAGUAUGUAGCUGUUAAAAAAACUUCUUGAAAUGAAAGUACGGUAUUUUUUUUUAUUGUGGCAUGAAGCAUUACUUGUGUUGGAAGUGUCAAGAUUUAGAUUACAAUUUUGGCAUACUUAAAUAAUUGGUGCAGCGAUGUAAUAAGGCAUAUUGAAUUGCAAUAACAGUUAAUAUAUGUAGAUUAUCAGUGAUGGAAUGGUGUUAGUCUUGUGUAGUUGUGAACUUUGCUACUUUGCUAUUGUUUUGUAGCUAUCUAGCAAGUCAAAAUGUGAAAAACAAUUUAACAUACAAAUACAGGAGUGUAUACAUUUUUGUGAUUAGAUUUGUGAAUUGUAUAUGUAUAUACACUGUGAACAUCAUUUACUUUUUUUGUGGCUUGAUGUAAAAGCCUUACUAAUUGAAAAAAUUAAAAUUUUAAAUUAGAAUAUGAAAAAAAUUUUCAUCAUUAUAAACAUAGGUAUUCUUUCAAGUUGAACAUUUUUUUGGUUAUUCAUUGUUUGUUUGAAAAUAUUAUCAACAAUUACAUAUUUGAUUUAGUUACAAUUUGUACACAUUGUGUAAGGUAUUUUGUCUCCAAGUGUAAUGGAGUUUUGUGUUAAUUUUAUUUGCCAUUACAUUAGUUAAUAAUGUAAUCUUUUAUUUGCAAAAUGUACGAGAGGUACACUAGCUUGUGUUAGACCUGUGACAGACUUAUUAUCCAUUAAAUUUAUUCUGUAUGGGGUUUCAUUGCAUAUCAUGUUUAUGAUUAGCCGAGAUUUUGGUUUGUUUUUAAUUAAUAAGUAUAUGUAACAAUGUCUGUCUGGUUAUUGUCAUGAUGCAGGCAUAUUCAAAUUGUAAGUAUGAUUUUCUUUUAUAUAAAAUUUAUGAGAAAUAAGCUGGUCAUGUGUUUGACUUAGAACUAGCAACUUGAAAAUGGAAUUUCCAACUGAUCCUUAAAAUGUGGUAUGUGUGCACGAUUGCUGAUUAUCUGCAGGUAAAUAUUUACAGGAUAAUUUUAAAGAUAUACAGGCUACAUAUUCACUGUUCCAAAUUGGCUGCCAGUUCAUUU